This is a messenger RNA of Brugia malayi, 3321 nucleotides long. RefSeq lists its product as uncharacterized. Gene Ontology annotation, biological process: transcription-coupled nucleotide-excision repair. The record is from RefSeq and is a predicted model, not a curated record. Bases 1 to 3321 code for a protein of 1106 amino acids. The transcript is spliced from 25 exons. Gene Ontology annotation, molecular function: ATP binding; ATP-dependent chromatin remodeler activity. Gene Ontology annotation, cellular component: nucleus. Lineage: Eukaryota; Metazoa; Nematoda; Chromadorea; Rhabditida; Onchocercidae.
AUGGACCUCAGUAAACAGGAAAAAGAUUAUAAUAGAAAAAAUGAACGGGAUUGCUAUCGACGAACAACUUUUAGUUUUAAUCGUGAAGAAAUUGGGGAGGACAGGAAAAAUGUGAAUGAUCUUGCGGCACUUGAUAGCAGUAAUGUUGCUGUAUACAGUGCUGCUAAGCUUGAACAAGGCCUACUGCAACAGGUUGAAAAGACAUUUGCUGAAAAUGUUGCUGCCUUGGAAACUGGAGUGUCACAGAAUGCAAAUGCAGAAGGAUUACAGAAUUUUAUAGUUAAAAAUUCACAAUCUACACUUGUAGAAAAUGGUGAUAUGACUCCUUUUGAAGUGCUUGAUAAAUCACAAAGAGAUACUUCAGAAACUCUGGUGGAAGAACUGAAAGUGGGUAAGAAGCGAAAGGCAGACAUCACAGUGCAGUUGGAAGGUGACGAACCAGUGAGUUCUACAUCCGAUAGUGAAUUUGCUCAAAGUGAAGAUGAUGGAAAUACGUCGUCUGAAAUAGAACCCGUAAUAAAAAACAAACGUUCACGAAAAGUAGUAAAGACGAAAAAAAUUGGCAGGAAAGAACGAGAUGAUGCUGACGAUGAUUACUUUAGGAAAAGAAUACGGACCCAUCUUGCUCGACUGGAACUUUCAAAAAUUGAAAAUGGGGGAAAUCAAUCAAAGGAUAGUGAUUUUCACGAAUUGAAAAAUGGCAUAAAAAUACCUAAGGAUUGUUGGGAAAAGCUCUACAAGUAUCAAAAAACUGGUGUAAGGUGGUUGAAUGAAUUGCAUAAUCAAUGUGUUGGUGGCAUUUUAGCUGAUGAGAUGGGUCUUGGAAAAACAGUUCAAGUGAUUUCAUUCCUAAGGGGACUAGCAUUUUCAUGUUUGGAGGAUAGAGGAUUCAGCUUUUCUGGCCUUGGUCCAGUGCUAAUUAUAUGUCCAACAACACUAAUAAGGCAGUGGUUGAAAGAAUUCCGCACAUGGUUCCCACUUUGUCGUGUUGCAAUUUUACACAUUAGUGGUUCUUUCCACGGUCAAAGUGCGCAGUUAAUUCGGAAAAUGGUUGUAUCACAAAGCGAUGGUAGUGUUUUGUUAACGUCAUAUGGAACAUUUGCUAAAAAUCGAAAGCACUUGAUUGACAAAGUCUGGCAUUAUAUAAUACUUGACGAGGGGCAUAAAAUUAGAAACCCGGAUGCGCAGAUUACUCUUGCCGUGAAAGAAAUACGUACUCCUCACAGAUUGAUUCUAAGCGGUUCACCGUUGCAAAAUUCUCUUCGAGAGUUAUGGUCAUUGAUCGAUUUCGUUUAUCCCGGUCGCCUCGGUGCUUUGAAAUCAUUCAUGGAUAAAUUUUCAAUUCCAAUCACUCAGGGAGGAUACGCAAACGCUACUGCGGUUCAAGUGCGUACCGCUUAUAAAUGUGCCUGCAUUUUGAGGGAUGCGAUCAACCCUUAUCUCUUAAGACGCUUGAAAAAGGAUGUUGAAAUGUCUAUUCAUUUACCCACGAAAACAGAACAGGUGCUUUUUUGCAAUAUUACACCAUGUCAACGUAAACUUUAUGAAGAAUAUUUAUCAUCUCGUGAGUGUGACCGUAUUUUAUCUGGUAAAAUGGAUGCAUUCGUUGGUUUAAUUACAUUACGCAAAUUGUGUAAUCAUCCAGAUCUUGUAACUGGUGGACCAAAUAAAUUUAAUGACUAUGAUGUCACUGCUGAUGAGGAAAUGGGCUUUGGAGCUCCCUGUAGAAGUGGCAAAAUGCAGGUACUCAAGGCACUCCUCAAAUUGUGGAAACGACAAGGUCAAAAAGUUCUGUUAUUUUCGCAAAGUCGACAAAUGUUAACGAUCCUGGAAAAAUUUGUGAUUCAAGAAAGAUAUGAAUAUCUGCGAAUGGAUGGUACAACAGUUGUUAGAAGCCGUCAAUUACUUGUUGAAGAAUUUAAUAAGAAUAAUAAGAUUUUCAUUUUUCUAUUAACUACUCGUGUCGGUGGACUAGGAAUCAAUCUUACUGGUGCUAAUCGAGUGGUAAUUUUUGAUCCUGACUGGAAUCCUUCUACCGAUAUUCAGGCACGAGAGCGAGCAUGGCGUAUUGGACAGGAACGUGCUGUUACUAUAUACAGAUUGUUAACCGGUGGCACCAUUGAAGAGAAAAUUUAUCAUAGACAAAUUUUUAAAGUUUUCUUGUCAAAUCGUAUAUUGGUUGAUCCGAGACAACGAAGAUUCUUCAAAACCAACGAGUUACAUGAAUUAUUCUGUUUAGGUGAUAGCAAACUACUCAAAAAGGAAGGCACUGAAACAGCAGCAAUUUUAAAGGGCACUACAAGAAAUUUUACUCGACAUAAUUUCUUCGAUAAAAAUGAGAAGGAUCGUGAGAAGAAACAAAACGAAGUGGAGCAACGAAAAAAACUUGACACAAAGGUAACAUUCGAUGAUGAUGAUGAUGUUGGUGAUGAUACGAAAGCUUUUAUCGAGGAAAAUUUAUCAGCUGAAAAAGUUAGCGAAUUACGAGAACUUGCUCGGAAAAUUAGCAGGUCAAUUAGAAAAUGCGCUGAAGCAAGAAAAAGUGGUGCAAGAGAAAAAAAGAGCGAAAAGCAGAGAAAUAAGACGGAUGAUGAAAGUUCAGAUAUUAAAAUUCCUUAUUUGCGAAAAAAACGACGUUAUAAACAAGCAACAAACGAAUUUUCUGGACAGGACGAUUAUGUACUUGGAAAAUUGCUAACAAAUGCGGGGAUUAUCUCAGCUCUUCAACAUGAUCAAAUUUUUGCAAAAGGUAUUGUAGAUGAGCAGCUAAUUGAAGAUGAAGCAAAUGUUGUCGCUGCAAAAGCUGCUGCAUCACUAAGACGCUCGAGAAGGAUGUUUUCAAAACAACCUUUCGAAAAACCACGAUUCGGUUUGCGGAAAGCUGCUGGAUUUCAAUCAGCUAUUGAAAACAAUUACGAUGAUACAGAGAAACCGACUUUUAGUGGUGCAGCACUAUUAAAUGAAAAUAAUGGAAUUAACAGUGGUGGAAGUUUGCUGGAUGCUAUUCGUCAGAGGAAACAACGCAUGUUGGAUAUCCAAAAAACAACCGAUGAGGAACAUUUGGAAGAACACUAUCCUUCAUUUUUCAAUCCAGCUGAGGCAUCAGAUGUGAAAAAAGAGGAUAAAUAUGACAAAUUGGCAGAAGAUAUUCGUUUAUUUAUGGUUCGUAGGAAAGGACAAGCGUUGACAGAUGAAAUUUUGCAGAGUUUUAAGAAUCAUAUAUCAGUUGAAGACUCGUUUGCAUUUCGAUCCAUUUUAAAGCGUUUGUGUAUAUUGCAGAAAAACUCAAACUUAUGGGUGCUUAGGGAUGAAUAUCAAUAA